Messenger RNA from Osmerus eperlanus (European smelt), 2881 nucleotides. RefSeq names its product XPA binding protein 2 (gene xab2). Gene Ontology annotation, molecular function: protein binding. Bases 124 to 2670 code for a protein of 848 amino acids. The transcript has 19 exons. Lineage: Eukaryota; Metazoa; Chordata; Actinopteri; Osmeriformes; Osmeridae. Gene Ontology annotation, cellular component: post-mRNA release spliceosomal complex; Prp19 complex; U2-type catalytic step 2 spliceosome. Gene Ontology annotation, biological process: mRNA splicing, via spliceosome; generation of catalytic spliceosome for first transesterification step. The record is from RefSeq and is a predicted model, not a curated record.
GAGGCGGAACUAACAAUACGUUCUGAACACGUUGAGGAAAUACAAUUUAGCUAGCUAGCAAGAACUAGCUAACAAUACAUUUCAGGGAGUUUAUAUAUUAUAACCUUUGAUCGGAAAACUAAAAUGCCAUCGCAAAAUGGGAAACCGGAUGUCAUGUUUGAAGAAGAUGACCUGCCUUACGAGGAAGAAAUCAUCAGAAACCCUUAUUCGGUCAAGUGCUGGAUGCGUUACAUUGAGUUCAAACAGAAUGGUGGCAAAUCCAUUCUGAAUAUGAUCUACGAACGAGCAUUGAAAGAACUACCUGGAAGUUACAAGCUAUGGUACAACUACCUGAGGGAAAGACGAAAACAGGUAAAGGGGAAGUGCAUCACAGAGCCAACUUAUGAGGAGGUCAACAACUGCCAUGAGAGAGCAUUGGUGUUUAUGCAUAAGAUGCCUAGAAUAUGGCUGGACUACUGCCAGUUCCUGGUGUCCCAGUCUAAGAUCACAAGGUGUAGGAGGUCCUUUGACCGUGCGCUCAGAGCCCUUCCAGUCACACAGCAUCCUCGCAUAUGGCCUCUGUACCUUCGCUUUGCACGCAACCUGCCCCUGCCAGAGACAGCCAUUCGGGUUUAUCGCAGAUACCUUAAGCUGUCUCCAGAGAACGCAGAGGAGUACAUAGAUUAUCUCCGCUCUGUUGGCCGUCUGGACGAAGCAGCCGUGCGUCUGGCGUCGGUUGUCAACGAUGAAAGCUUUGUGUCCAAGGAGGGAAAGUCAAACUACCAGCUUUGGCACGAGAUGUGCGACCUGAUCUCCCAGAACCCUGACAAGGUGAAAUCUCUGAAUGUCGGCGCCAUCAUCCGAGGAGGCCUCACGCGUUUCACGGACCAGCUGGGCAAACUGUGGUGCUCCCUCGCCGACUACUACAUCCGCAGCGGGCACUUUGAGAAGGCUCGUGACGUCUACGAGGAAGCCAUCCUGACGGUGGUAACAGUGAGGGACUUCACCCAGGUGUUUGACAGCUAUGCCCAGUUUGAGGAAAGCAUGAUCGCUGCCAAGAUGGAAACAACCUCAGAGAUGGGCAAAGACGAAGAUGAUGACAUCGACCUGGAGCUUCGGCUUGCUCGCUUUGAGCAGCUGAUCGCACGGCGGCCCCUCCUGCUGAACAGCGUACUGCUGCGUCAGAACCCACACAACGUCCACGAGUGGCAUAAAAGGGUCAAGCUGUACGAUGGAAAACCGCGACAGAUCAUCAACACCUACACAGAGGCAGUGCAGACUGUGGAUCCUAUGAAGGCCACAGGGAAACCUUCCUCCCUCUGGGUCUCCUUCGCAAAGUUCUACGAAGAGAACGAGCAGCUUGAUGAUGCACGGACCAUCUUUGAGAAGUCCACCAAGGUCAACUACAAGCAGGUGGAUGACCUUGCAGGGGUUUGGUGUGAAUAUGGAGAGAUGGAGCUCCGCCAUGAGAACUAUGAUCAGGCACUUCGUAUUCUGAGGAAAGCUACCGCCAUCCCAUCCAAGAAAGCAGAGUUCUUCGAUACAUCCGAGCCAGUCCAGAAUCGAGUGUACAAGUCCCUGAAGGUCUGGUCCAUGUUGGCAGACCUGGAGGAGAGUCUCGGGACAUUCCAGUCUACUAAGGCAGUGUAUGAUCGCAUCAUAGACCUGCGCAUUGCCACGCCUCAGAUCAUAAUUAACUACGCCAUGUUCCUUGAAGAGCACAGCUAUUUUGAGGAAAGCUUUAAGGCAUAUGAGCGUGGCAUCGCUCUCUUUAGAUGGCCCAAUGUGUAUGACAUCUGGAACACCUAUCUCACCAAGUUCAUAGACCGGUAUGGGGGCAAGAAGCUGGAGAGAGCCAGAGACCUGUUUGAGCAGGCUCUGGACGGCUGCCCAGCAAAGUUUGCCAAGACCAUCUACUUACUGUAUGCCAAACUGGAAGAGGAGUUUGGUCUCGCUCGCCAUGCCAUGGCAGUCUAUGAGAGAGCCACAGAGGCCGUGGAGAAUGACGAAAGACACCAAAUGUUCAACAUCUACAUCAAGAGAGCUGCAGAAAUCUACGGAGUCACCUACACCAGAGCUAUUUACCAGAAAGCUAUAGAGGUCCUUCCAGAUCAACACUCCAGGGAUAUGUGCUUGCGCUUUGCUGACAUGGAGAGCAAACUGGGCGAGAUCGACCGCGCCAGAGCCAUCUAUUCCUUCUGCUCCCAGAUCUGUGAUCCCAGGCUGACGGCCCACUUCUGGCAGACGUGGAAGGAGUUUGAGAUCCGCCACGGGAACGAGGACACCAUCAGGGAGAUGCUGAGAAUCAAGCGCAGUGUUCAGGCCACGUACAACACUCAGGUCAACUUCAUGACCUCGCAGAUGAUGAAGGCCACCACCCUUGGUGCCGUCUCUGAUCUUGCCCCAGGGCAGGGAAGUCUUGACGACAUGAAGAUGCUGGAGCAGAGGGCACAGCAGCUGGCAGCCGAGGCCGAGCAGGACAAACUCAAACCCAAGGAGAAGAUUCUCUUCGUCAGGAGUGACACAUCUCGCAGUGAGCUGGCUGAACUGGCAAAGCAAGCCAACCCUGAUGAGAUUGACAUCGAUGAAGAUGAGGAGGAUGAAGACGAGGAAGAUCAGGGUCCAGAGGAAGUGCAGCUGGAACAAAAGAGUGUCCCCACAGCUGUGUUCGGAGGGCUUAAAGAAGACUGAAUGUAGGAUACCAGCCGGUAGUGACAUCAGCCAAACACUGUAGAUAGAAGCUCGAAGGAGCUCCCUAAAAUUUGGGGAACGGAAUCCAUAUAAUGACUUCAUCGUUGAUUCUUUGUAUGUGGGCUCGUCUUUUUCUUCCAUUGUUUUGGAAGUCUGCAUUGUUAUGUCUGUACCUAAUCAGUGAAUAAAAAUGACUAUUUACAUCAUUAGG